AAGAGAAGAGAGGGGAAAGUGUGAAGAAGUUAAGAAACGUUGCUGCAAAAGGAGAAGCUGAUUUUCUACUACGGACUGCCCCUGCUCCGGAUCAUAAACCCUUCAGCCUGCCUUGGACUCAAUGGUCCAGGCAGGCCAAAGGUCCACGGCUGAGAGACUCCUCCUCGGAGAGAUAACCUGCCUCUCUUCAGCCUCUCCGGGAUCCAGCUUCCGGUCUGAAGCCUCUGCAAAACUCCAGUCCUGCAUUCAGUCCAGAGGGAUCUGCACCGAGAGGCUCCACACGGGACUAACAGGGAACUCUUAUGAAGGUUCACCACUGAGAAGCUACAAUGGAGAGUCACGUCACACAGAUUUCCAGGGACGACCUGGAAGAUCUCAGAGAGGCCUUUAAUAAAAUCGAUAUUGAUAACAGCGGCUUUGUGAGCGACUUUGAGCUCCAGGAGUUGUUCAGAGAGGCGAGUUUCUCCCUGCCGGGGUUCAAGGUGCGAGAAGUCAUCGAGAUCUUCCUCAGCGGAGACACCAACAAGGACGGGAAGAUCAGCUUUGAGGAAUUUGUUUCUAUCUUCCAAGAGCUGAAGAGCAAGGAGUUCAGUGAAACGUUUAGGAAGAUCAUCACGAGGAAAGAUGGGAUUCGCUCCUUUGGAGGAAUGUCUAGAAAAUCCAGCGAGGGGACACAGCACUCCUACUCCGAUGAGGAAAAGGUGGCUUUUGUCAACUGGAUCAAUAAAGCUUUGGCCAAAGACCCAGACUGCCAACAUCUGCUGCCCAUGAACCCAGACGAUGAGAGCCUCUUCGCCUCGGUCCGUGACGGCAUCUUGUUAUGCAAAAUGAUCAACCUGUCCCAGCCUGACACCAUCGACGAAAGAGUCAUCAACACCAAGAAACUGGCCACCUUCACAAUGACAGAGAAUCUGGUGCUGGCGCUGAACUCGGCCUCUGCGAUCGGCUGCACGGUGGUGAGCAUCGAUGCCCAUGAUCUGAUGGCUGGGAAACCCCAUCUGGUCCUGGGACUGUUCUGGCAGAUUAUCAAGGUUGGCCUGUUUGCUGAUAUAGAAAUCAGCAGGAACGAAGCCCUGAUCAGCCUUCUGGCAGAUGGCCAGGAAAAUCUACAGCAACUGAUGUCCCUCUCCCCCGAGGAGCUCCUGCUCCGCUGGGUCAACUAUCAUUUACGCAACGCAGGAACCAACACCAUCAGCAACUUCAGUGAAGAUAUUAAGGACUCGCGAGCCUACUUUCACCUUUUGGACCAGAUUGCUCAGGAAGAACAAGACGAUUACAAAAUGAGAGUGAAAAUUGAAAUGAGCGGCCUGAGUGAGCAUAAUUUGGACAAAAGGGCGGAGCUGAUGCUGAAGCAGGCGGCGCGGCUGGACUGCAGACAGUUUGUUUCUCCUCAUGACGUCACAUCUGGAAACAGCAAGCUCAACUUGGCCUUCGUCGCCAACCUGUUCAACAUGCACCCUGCUCUGCAGAAGGCUCACAUCAACGGAAACGGCAUCGACCCGGCAGACAUAGCACCUGAGACCAACGAAGAGAAGACAUUUAGAAACUGGAUGAACUCUCUGGGCGUCUCUCCAUACGUCAACCACCUGUACUGGGACCUUUGUGAUGGUUUGGUGAUCUUGCAGCUUUGUGAGAAGGUUAAUGUGCCCGUUAACUGGAAGAGAGUCAACAACCCGCCGUAUCCCGUCCUGGGGGCCAACAUGAAGAGGCUGGAGAACUGCAACUAUGCUGUGGAGCUCGGCAGGGACGUCGCUCACUUCUCUCUGGUCGGCAUCGGAGGAGAAAACUUGAACUCUGGGAGCCGCAUGCACACGCUGGCGCUGGUCUGGCAGCUGAUGAGGAGGUACACGCUGCUGGUUUUGUCAGAUCUGGGCGAUGGAGAGAAGGUCAAAGAUCAGAUCAUCCUCGACUGGGUCAACACCACCCUGACGAAAUCAAAGAAGAGCACACAGAUCAGCAGUUUCAAAGACAAACUGAUCAGCACCAGUCUGCCGGUGAUUGAUCUGAUCGAUGCCAUCGCUCCCAAUAACGUGAAGUGGGACAUGGUGAACAGAGGAGUGAAAGGAGUGCUGAAGGCGGACGAUAAACUCAACAACGCAAAGUAUGCAAUCUCAUUGGCUCGUAAGAUCGGAGCUCGUGUCUAUGCACUUCCUGACGAUUUGGUGGAGGUGAAUCCAAAAAUGGUGCUGACGCUGUUCGCCAGCCUCAUGGGCUACGGUUUGAAAAAGGUCAACCGCUAAAACAAAAAGAAGACAAGAACCAACCACCAGGAAACCAACCACGAACAUCCAUUUUGUUUCUAUGCGCUUUUCCUAUUUUCCCCAUCUUUUCCCCAUGAUUUUAAUUGUUCCAAUUGUAAAAUCAGAACAAGACUGUUUCUCUUUUCAUGCAAACAAUAAGCCUCCCUAAAGUUGGAAAUCACUUCUCAUCAGGAAAGCCACUUCAUUUGUUUGCUAUCUGUGAUUUCUAUAGAACAAUCUCCUAAUUGUUCUUUUUUAUAUAUUUAAUAACGCAUUACAUGUAUUGACUUUUUCUGCCAUAUAAACAGAAAGUAAGCCUCAGCAGAAAAAAGAAACAAAAACGGAAUCAUGAACAUAAAUAUAAUUUAUGUCUGUAAAUGUUGUGCAUUGAAUAUUGCUAUUUAAUUAAAGAGAUAAUCUAUUGAAUGUA
Molecule: messenger RNA, 2670 nt
Organism: Gymnodraco acuticeps
Lineage: Eukaryota; Metazoa; Chordata; Actinopteri; Perciformes; Bathydraconidae
Product: plastin-1-like
Exons: 17
Coding region: 330-2240 (636 amino acids)
Biological process (GO): actin filament network formation; actin filament bundle assembly
Cellular component (GO): actin filament bundle; actin filament; cytoplasm
Molecular function (GO): actin filament binding; calcium ion binding
Source: RefSeq, a predicted model, not a curated record